Molecule: messenger RNA, 453 nt
Organism: Bursaphelenchus okinawaensis
Lineage: Eukaryota; Metazoa; Nematoda; Chromadorea; Rhabditida; Aphelenchoididae
Source: the annotation of a GenBank genome assembly
AUGAGUCCGCCUCAUUUUUUCACAUACCUUAUGAGUAUGCUGGAACAUAAGAGCAAGGAGACGCACGUCAUGAUUGCUUUGCCCCCAGAAUGGUUUUAUUCCGAGACAAAGUCGUUUACUAGUCAUUGGCACAAAGAUUUCAAAAAACAGCUAAAGAAACUGAACCUAGUCCUUCGACGGCUGAAGUGGAUUCAUGUUUACAUCUUUGGAUACCCAACCAACCCGCAGGAUUGGCAUUUCUAUGGACGAUUGGGGGCAGUCAACAACCUUUGUGGAUGUAGAAUUUAUGAGAAGAUUGACAUUGUGGAUACGUCUUCGUUUUUGCCUAAAGAUAAGAAGCCAGAAGAUUUGGAGCGACCAGACUUAUGGAAGUUGAAGUUAUUGCCGUAUAAAUUGGAGGUUGAAGUCUUGUGGAAGGCUGUGCGACACGUGAAGAAGAUUGGUGGGAAAUGA